AUGUCUGCCCCGCAGGAACCUGCACAUACGGUGUCUGACUCGACCCUGCCACCAGCCACAAAUCAGAACAGUCGGAGGUCAGGACUGUCAGCGUACGAACGGUCUGGCGAAGGCCGUCCACCAUGGAUCUUGACUCGUAUUGAGCUCAAGCUUCUCGGUAUUGCGGGUGUUGGGUUUUUUUUAGACGCCUACGAUCUGUUCAUUAUCAACCCCAUUGCAACCAUGCUGCAAUACCACCUAUACGGCAGCCAUGCUCUUCCCGCAGGAUUGCAAGGCUUCGUCAAGGCCGGCGCAAAUGUUGGGAGCGUGAUCGGGCAGUUCACGUUCGGGUUCGCCGCCGAUUAUUAUGGACGAAAAGCAGUUUACGGGAAAGAGCUGAUGGUCAUUAUUUUUGCGACUAUCUUCUGUAUAUCCGACCCGACUGGUGACCUCUCCCCGUCUGGCGCCCUCAUCUGGCUCGGUGUGUGGCGGAUCGUGCUCGGAAUCGGCGUGGGGGGCGAUUACCCCAUGUCCGCCUCUGUCUCGACUGACCGAGCGCGUUUGCGAAAGCGCGGAACGAUGCUAGCUUACAUCUUCUCUGCUCAGGGAUGGGGGAGUCUCGUUGGCAGUCUGGCCACGAUCAUAAUCCUUGCGUGUUACAAGGACGUCAUGGACACGAAAGGAGAAGUCUCAAAAGUCGACGGAGUCUGGCGUAUCAUCAUCGGUCUUUCGUUGAUCCCGGCGUUCGGCACCCUCUACCAGCGACUCACCCUCCCCGAAGCCAAGUGUUUCGAAGCCGCAAAAAGUGACACCGUCGAUACAUAG
This is a messenger RNA of Gloeophyllum trabeum ATCC 11539, 804 nucleotides long. RefSeq names its product MFS general substrate transporter. Gene Ontology annotation, cellular component: plasma membrane. Gene Ontology annotation, biological process: carboxylic acid transport; transmembrane transport. The coding region runs from base 1 to 804 and encodes 267 amino acids. NCBI's taxonomy places the organism in Eukaryota, Fungi, Basidiomycota, Agaricomycetes, Gloeophyllales, Gloeophyllaceae. The record is from RefSeq and is a predicted model, not a curated record. The transcript has 7 exons. Gene Ontology annotation, molecular function: carboxylic acid transmembrane transporter activity.